Molecule: messenger RNA, 2079 nt
Organism: Macadamia integrifolia
Lineage: Eukaryota; Viridiplantae; Streptophyta; Magnoliopsida; Proteales; Proteaceae
Product: IQ domain-containing protein IQM3-like
Exons: 9
Coding region: 149-1819 (556 amino acids)
Molecular function (GO): protein binding
Source: RefSeq, a predicted model, not a curated record
CCACUGUCACACUGCACUGCGAAGAGUCAAGGACUAUUAACUUCUUCCCUGAGAACCACAACUACUCGUCAUUUUCUCUGUUUCUUCCCUCCUCCGAGUGAAAUUGUAGAGAGAGAGAGAGAGAGAGAGAGGCGAUUUCGGUUUUUCAAUGGAGAUCGAACCCCCGGCUGUUCAGAGUUUUGAUAUGCAGUCAAGACACUCGUUUUCUUUCUCUUCCACUGCUUGCUCUCAAGAAUGCGGCGACACUGAAAUGUCUCUCCCUUCGAAUUCCGACCUUGGCUUCUCUGCGAUAGUCGAUUCUCCUGACCACAACAGCUCCGAAGCUUUUUCCAUUUUGACGAAGUCAGAACAUGCGCAGGGAAGCGAGAGCUUCAGCUCCAGCUCGAAGAUUUCCCACAGAACCUGCGAUGGCAAGGCCAAAUUCUCUACCUCAGAAUCCGUCGUCGCCGUGAGCCCUGGCGCAAAAUCCGUUACAGUCAACGAUCAGGAAAACGGGAGCUUUCAGUCGACGGCUGCGCUGAAUCUGCAGAGAGUCUACCGGAGUUACCGCACACGGCGCAGGUUAGCGGAUACUGCCGUGGUCGCCGAAGAGCUUUGGUGGCAAGCGAUCGACUUCGCUCGUCUGAACCACAGUACGAUUUCCUUCUUCAAUUUCUUGAAACCAGAAACUGUAGCUUCUCGAUGGAAUCGAGUCAGCUUGAAUGCUUCAAAGGUUGGGAAGGGUUUGUUCAAAAACGCCAAGGCUCAGAAAUUAGCUUUUCAACACUGGAUUGAAGCUAUUGAUCCACGACACCGUUAUGGUCAUAACUUGCACAUAUACUAUGCAGAAUGGUGUAAAUCUGAAAGUGGCCAGCCAUUCUUCUACUGGUUGGAUAUUGGUGAAGGCAAAGAUGUUGAUCUCAAAGAGUUCCCGAGGUCAAAGCUGAGACAGGAAUGCAUUACGUAUCUUGGACCUCAAGAGAGGGAAGACUAUGAGUACAUUGUAAUUGAGGGAAAAAUCCUACACAAGCAAACUGAAAAGUUUCUUGAUACAAGUGAAGGGUCAAAAUGGAUUUUUGUGAUGAGCACUUCCAAGAAAUUCUAUGCUGGUGAGAAGAAGAAGGGUUGUUUUCAUCAUUCGAGCUUCCUAGCAGGAGGGGCUACUUUAGCAGCUGGAAGACUUGUUGCAGAAAAUGGAGUGCUUAAGACAAUCUCAGCGUAUAGUGGACAUUAUCGCCCAUCUGAAGAAAACCUUGACUGCUUCUUAACCUACCUUAAGGAUAAUGGCGUCAACCUUGAUGAAGUUGAGAUACGCUCCUCUACUGAGGACUAUGAGAAUUAUGGUAGCAGUAAAUCAUCUCACGAGAGGAGUACAGUUGGAAUAGUGACACUACCUGAACCUCCCCAACUUGAAAAUCCCAGUGCAGUCAAGAAAGAUCAACCCAUGAAACCAGAUGAAGUAACGCAAACUGUACCACCGGAAAUUGCUGAGAUUGAAAAACGUGGUAGUUACAAAAGGACUUUAUCUGGUGGUCUCCAGAGUCCGAGAGCGGAUGUACCUGAGAAAGCAAUAUUGCAAAGGAUCAAUUCCAAGAAAUCAUCUAGCUCAUAUCAAUUGGGGCAUCAACUCUCACUGAAAUGGUCUACUGGAGCAGGUCCGAGAAUUGGGUGCAUUGCAGACUAUCCUAUCCAACUGAGGUUACAAGCUCUGGAAAUUGUAGACCUCUCCCCAAAGUUUCCCCCCACUCCAUCUGGUUACAAGCAAUCUCCUUGUCUUAUUUCGCCUACAUCCUGCCCCACAUCUGGGUUUUGUAGCAAUGAUAGGACCUCUGUGGCUUAGCUAAACUGUAUCUGUUUUCUUAUAUUCCUGAACUUUUUCCUUUCCUUCUUCCCUUUCAUAUCUGUUUCUCUUACUACUUAGCAUUCCUUUUUUGUUGUUUUGCUGACAGCCUUAACUCCAUGUAAAUUUCUUCUCUGUGAAUCAGCUCUGCCAAGGGAAUGCAUUCCUCAACCUUUCCAAUCUACUUAUAUAUGUACUGAUGUCCAGUUAAAUUAAGAAGCUAAUAAUAUGGACUGGUAAAGUAAGUGCUGCCGUUUCAA